Benincasa hispida (wax gourd) is the source of this 798-nucleotide messenger RNA. RefSeq names its product membrane protein PM19L-like. The record is from RefSeq and is a predicted model, not a curated record. Lineage: Eukaryota; Viridiplantae; Streptophyta; Magnoliopsida; Cucurbitales; Cucurbitaceae.
AACCAUCUCUGCCCCUUAACUUUUACUCACACAUUACAGUUCUCCUCAAAUCCCAAACUUUUUGGGGUCUUGAUUCUUGAGAAAUUCUUGAUCUUUCUUUUCCUCUUCAAAACCAGCCUUUUGUUUCUGAAAACUCACUGCUCAAAUGGCUAGUACACAGAUGAAAUCCGUUGCCACUUUGCUUCUGUUGCUUAACUUUUGCAUGUAUGCAAUUAUUUUGGGCAUUGGUGGCUGGGCCAUGAACCAUGCAAUUGAUCAUGGCUUCAUCAUUGGUCCUGGGUUACGACUACCGGCGCAUUUUUCGCCAAUUUACUUCCCCAUGGGGAAUGCAGCCACUGGUUUCUUUGUGAUAUUUGCUUUGUUGGCUGCUGUGUUUGGAGCUGCCUCAGCAAUCUCAGGAUUGAACCAUAUUCGCUCAUGGAGUGCUGAAAGCUUAGGAGCAGCAUCUACUGCUGCUGUUUUUGCUUGGACUCUCACUAUCCUUGCCAUGGGUUUUGCAUGCAAGGAGAUUGCACUGGAUUUCAGAAACGCUAGACUGGUAACAAUGGAGGCUUUCUUCAUUAUUCUCUCUGCUACACAACUAGUUUACAUAAUCGCCAUCCAUGGUGCUGUAUCCACAAGAUGAGAGUUGAAUGAUGAAACAUUUCUUUGAUUCAUUGCUCAUUUUCAUUUGUCUUUUGGUGUCAAUUUCCUUGGUUUUAGAAUAUUAUUUUUUUGUGAUCUGUGUGGUGUGAUUUUAUUUGUAUGAAUUGACAAUAAACAUUGGUUUGAUAUUUUAUUUAAAGCUGGAUUCACUCA